AUGACAAAUCAAACUGCCCAGAACAAUAAUCAAGGGGAUGACGGCGAAUCGUGGGAAGUGCUAUUGAUGCCAGAUGCUCGCGAUGCCAAUGUGAAUCCCAAAAGCCCAUACAUCGACUUCCAGCUAAACACAUGGCUCGGCCGACUGUCCUUAGUCGUUCGAUCAAGAAGCACGAUCGAGAGCGAUGUGUCACGCUCCAUUGUCAAGAAAUCUAGGACUCAUCUCCACCUGCAAGAACAGUCAUCUCUCUUUCAACUCCCGGCUGAGAUCAGAUUGAUCAUCUAUGAGCUGAUAUUCGAAGUCGAGGCCGCAGACCAUGGCAUCAAGCUCCGGAGACCAGUGCCACACGAACGCAACCGAUCUAUUCUUGCUCCACUAGCUACAUGUCACCGGUUUCACGACGAGGCCGAAUCCGUUUUCUGGUCGAUAAAUAGGAUCUACAUAGACGAUGUCGCAUUGUUGAAGUCCAUCAGCAAGCAAGCCCGCGAUGGGAUGACCAUGCUCACCGUCCCAGCCAAGGAUGGCAGCUCAUUACUGGCCAUGCUACAGGACAUCCAUCAAGCUCCAAAUCUCAAAUCACUCUGGAUCGUGCGACCUUUGAACGUGAGAUUCAUCAAUCAUCAGGAGUGGGCUGUAAUGGCCCAUCAGAUCAUAUUGGAGAUCAAGAAGAUGGCGGUUUUGAAGGAGGUCAAGUUCAUUACGCCUGAAUGUAAUGAUCUCAAAGACUAUGAAGCAAUCAGAAAGCAAAAACUUGAUGAGAUUGAUGCAAGGAUAUGUGCGGCCGCCUUGCAGUCAGUCGCUGUCGGUGUCAGCAAAAGUUCAAGUUCGAAUGGGGUGUGCGAAAUAGAUCGACCAGGUCAGAAAUGUUGA
Molecule: messenger RNA, 870 nt
Organism: Ramularia collo-cygni
Lineage: Eukaryota; Fungi; Ascomycota; Dothideomycetes; Mycosphaerellales; Mycosphaerellaceae
Exons: 1
Coding region: 1-870 (289 amino acids)
Source: RefSeq, a predicted model, not a curated record